UUUUGCCAGCGCAUUUAGAUAUAAAUGUCAAGUAAUUAAAAGAAAAUAAAGCAAUUUAAGAUGGCUUGCCUAAAUUCGCAAUGCGUUUUUAAAUACUACUAGUUUGAAUUUGGCAAAAGCUUAAAAUUUACGUAAAUACUUCAAAAAAUUAAUAAAGGCAUUUGCCAAAUUUUUAUUCCAGGCAUAAAUUCUAUAAAUUCGUGUUAAAAAUAAAAGCAGUUUUCUUCGACACGCAGCAGAAAAUUUGAAAAAAUGAAAAUCCUGCGCGCAAUACAGAUUUCGUUGAAGGAAUUCCGAAAUCCAGGCCACCUUUCGAAGAUAUUUUCCAGUUACUGCACCGAGAUACCUUCAGCGAAAUCGUUAUGCGUAAAUAAAAUGAAAAAUAAAGUAAAAUACAGAGAAAAGUUCAAAACGGGUAGGUUAAAUCGAAUCGCGAAAAGUAUUCGGAAAUAUAGUGCAACGGACAAUUCGGCGCUGGAUGGAAUGAGAAGGUCUCCCCAUUCCGGAUUCAUUUCUACUUCCUCAAUGGGUUAUGGCGAGCAAUGUCCUUUCUAUGUUGUAUCCAGACGUUUUUGCAAAUUUGGGAAGAAUUGGAACUCCAUGAUAUCCAUAAGGGACACCGUUGUAAACGCUGACAAUAGUAGGUCUGCUGUAGGAACCUCACCUGUCAGAAUCAACGGCUCGUCGGAAGCUGCUCGAAAUUUUGAUUACGCCGGGAAACUGAGAGCACCAGAUCAAGGAAACGGACCAUCGAAAAAUAUUGAACAAUUGAUAAAUCUCAGUACAUCCAUACCUGCUGAAAUUUCACGAUUACUAAGCCCUAAAAUUUCGACCAGAAUGAUAUUGGAAGACUUCUUGAAACUAGUUCCUUCCAGAACGGCCAAUCCCGGGCUGCUUGAGCAAAAAGGACUGAAUAGCACUUGUAACUUUUGUGGGACAUUUCUCUGCGUAAGACAUAUGCAUUCGUUGCAACACCCAACUAGUGAUAAAUAUAUGAUUGAUAAGCUUUUGGAAUUAUGUCAAGAUGAACCGAAAAGCAGAAGUUCAAUCCUUUUGAAGCCUAUCUUAUCUAGUGGGCAAGGGAAGGAGAGGAGAUUAAAUAACUUAUCAAGUCGUCUGUCACGUAACUACCAUACACUUAGUGCUCUAAAAGGGCUUAAUCCACACUGUAAAGAUAAUCAAAUGUUGCUGUCCCCCUUCUUGAUUACAAAUGCAAUGAGGGCGGCGUCCACUAAUAAUGCGCAGCAAGCAAAUUCCCUUCACAAGACGGGUAGCGCAGGCGCUAUCAAAAGAAUCGAAGAGGAUAUGGAUUCGAAAAAGAUCGUGAGUUUUGAACAUGAAAACUCUAGCGAAGGAGAGCAAGGAGAGACGAGAUUUCUUGCUGGUGGUAGUUCGUUCAGAAGUUCUACUCUUAAUUACGACGAGGCUAUUCGAAAUACCGCAACCAAGCCAUUGGGUAGUCAAAGGCAGGGAAGUACGAACGAUUUCACUGUUGCAGCAGCGACCCCAAUUGGGCCCGAAGCAUCACUGAAAGAACCUCUCAAUGCAUCGACAAUAGCAACUAGUGUGCCGAUUCCAAAAACUAAUGAAGCAAUUCCUGGUCCUGUUCAAACCCUUUCUGCUAAUGCGGCAGCCAUAGUUAAUCAAGACAAGAGUUAUGUGGAAUCUUCUGCAACUGAGGAUAACCCUAAAGGAGGUACUAAAUUAGAACCUUUGUCAUUCCGUUCCACACUAUCGCCCGAGUUUAUUAAGCCCCAGCUCAACAAUUUAGAGUUUGAGGUCGAAGAGGAGGAAGACAGUCCACACAUAGCAUUGUUUGAAAGCUUUUGCACCCCGGUUUCGCCGGAUGCCCUACGUGAAAAUAUCGUCCCCAUACGCGUCAUUGAUCGUAGACAUUCGCAAUUAGAAGAUAUGCCUCCAAGGGCACCUAAGGCCAACAAAUAUGGAAUUCCGGAAUUACUUAAGAACGUGUUAGACAAAAUCAACUUUAUGAAGCGGAAUUGACGGAGAAACUUUUAUUGUAUUUUGCUGCCUCAUUAUGAAAAAGAUAAUUCGGAUGGGGGAAGUUCCAAUUAAACAUUUCAUGUGAAUCUUUACAA
Messenger RNA from Hermetia illucens (black soldier fly), 2099 nucleotides. RefSeq lists its product as uncharacterized. The transcript is spliced from 3 exons. The coding region runs from base 253 to 2004 and encodes 583 amino acids. Lineage: Eukaryota; Metazoa; Arthropoda; Insecta; Diptera; Stratiomyidae. The record is from RefSeq and is a predicted model, not a curated record.